CGGAGGAGGGCUUCCGAGUGUUUGGGAGCAAUUUCCUCCUGCUGGUAGACGUGUACAACUCAAAAGGAGCGCUCGACUUUUCUCCCCGACGGCCUUCGUCAUGUCUAAUAACAACGCCAGCAACAACUUAAUCAUCGCCCAGAGGGCCGUAAAGCAGCUGCGGUUGGAGGCCAGCGUCCGGAGGAUCAAGGUGUCCCAGGCUGCUGCCGAGUUGAGGAACUUCUGUCUGCAAAAUGCCUCCAAGGACCCGCUCCUGGUCGGUGUCCCCUCCAGCGAUAAUCCUUUUAGACCACCAAAGUCCUGCUCCUUGUUCUGAGCUUGGCAAGAACAAUGAAUAAUUUCUGAAUCUAUACAAAGGCUGUCUUCAAUUUUACCUAAUGUCGCAGUAGAUCUCCCAGCAGCUCUCCUUCCUUGACCCCAGGAUGGACGGUUUCAGGACGGGGAUUGGUCCAUUUGUUUGCCAAAACAAUUCGUCAUAUUCGUGCUGCACCAAACUUGUGAGUCCCAAAAAAUGGUCAAGAAGUCACACUAACAUUAUUAAUACAUUUGAAGUAUUUCUUGGUUUUGCUAAUCAAAUUGUUGUGUAAAUUGUUAUUAUAUUCAGUGCAGUAGAUAAAGACAGAUGUUAAUUAAAACUGUGUGCUUUUGUGUCAUACAGGAUACUCCUACUCAAACACUCCAAACAAAUUCAUACAAUUUAACUUUUGGCCAUUAGAAUAUUUGAGUUGUCCACUUUUCAGAUAUUUAUAGUUAUGGUUAUGUCGUCACUAUUGAGAAGCACUACGACACGGUACAGACCUAAAUGUAUUUUUUAAAAAUGCUUGUUGUUACUUUUAUUAGCUUAUAUUCUGUUACCAUCUUUAAAACACAUGCCUUACACUAUUUGAAUAGUGAAUUAUUGUAUAUCACUUUAUAUAUGCAAAUAGCCAUACAGCAGCUAUUUUGAAAAUAUCCAAAUGUUCCUGUUUAAGAAUGAAUGACCUGUUGCAUGGCCUGUUUUCCACAAUGGAAUUAUAUGCCAUGCAGCCAAAUCUUUUACUACUGUUACCCUGUACCUCCCUUGUCUUUGCUACUGUGAGCAACAUUUUAGAAAUAAAAUUUCUUUUUCAUAAA
This is a messenger RNA of Phycodurus eques (leafy seadragon), 1113 nucleotides long. RefSeq lists its product as uncharacterized. Lineage: Eukaryota; Metazoa; Chordata; Actinopteri; Syngnathiformes; Syngnathidae. Gene Ontology annotation, biological process: G protein-coupled receptor signaling pathway. The transcript is spliced from 3 exons. The record is from RefSeq and is a predicted model, not a curated record. Gene Ontology annotation, cellular component: heterotrimeric G-protein complex. The coding region runs from base 101 to 316 and encodes 71 amino acids. Gene Ontology annotation, molecular function: G-protein beta-subunit binding.